CGAGGAGAAGAUGGUGAAACUUCUGGUUCAGCUGCUACUGACUCUGAGUCUGCAGGAGGCCGCUGCUGCAGGGAUGCUGAAGGUGGACGGGGCCCAGGACGGAGCUGCGGGUGGGGGGGACACCAUCAGCCACUCCCUGGCCCUGGUGCAGCGCCUGGAGGCCCUGCUGCUCCAGGGGAACGGCAGCGACGUGUCCCUGCGGGUGGAGACGCCGAGCGGGGACGAGGUGAAGAAGAUCCAGGCCCACUCCCUGGUGCUCUCCCUGCAGAGCCCCGUGUUCGAGGAGCUGCUGCUGAGCCGCAACAGCAGCACGCUGGUCCUGAAGGAGAACGCCGACUGCGCCGCGGUGUUCGACAAGUUCAUCAGGUAUCUGUACUGUGGAGAGCUGUCUCUGCGUCUGGACCAGGCCACGCCUCUGCACAAGCUGGCCUCUAAGUACCAGGUGCUGAGUCUCCAACAGGGCGUCACCCAGUACAUGACCCAGAACCUGGCCCGGGACUCGCCCUCGGGCCACGUGGCGGGCUGGUACGAGUACGCCGUGCUGGCCGGGGACUCGACCCUGCGGGACAGCUGCCUCCAGUACCUGGCCUGGAACCUGUCCUCGGUGCUGCAGAGCGGCGAGUGGGUGACCGUCAGCAGCCGGCUGCUCAUGUCCCUGCUGCAGCGCUCCGACCUCAUCCUGCAGAGCGAGAUGGAGCUGUUCGCCGCUCUGGAGGCCUGGAUCAUCCAGAACCAGCCGGACGGCCUGACGGCGGAGAACGCCCUGAGGGCCGUGCGUUACGCCAUGAUGCCUCCCAAAGAGCUGUUCCGCCUGCAGACCCAGUCCCCGGUGCUGGCCCGCUACCAGGAGUCAGUGCGGGACCUCCUCUACAUGUCCUACCAGUUCCACUCGGCCUCGCCGCUGCACAUGGCCAAAUACUUUGACGUGAACUGCAGCCUCUUCGUGCCCAGGAACUACCUGUCCUCCCUGUGGGGGGCGCCCUGGAUCAUCAACAACCCCACGAGAGACGACCGCAGCACCAGCUUCCAGACGCAGCUCGGGCCCAGCGGCCACGACACCAGCAAGCGGGUGACCUGGAACGCCCUGUUCUCCCCCCGCUGGCUACCCCUCAGCAUGAGGCCCAUGUACACGGACACGGGCGCCAUGCAGCCGACACGUGUGGAGGGGGGGCGCCCCCGCAUCAUCAUCACCCCCGCCACGUCCAGCGCGGACUUCGCCGGGGUGAACUUCCAGAAGACGGUGCUGGUGAUGGCCCGGCAGCAGGGGAAGCUGAUGGUGAGACACGUCUUCAACUUCCACCAGAGCACCGAGGAGAACGGAGACUUCCUGGCGGAGGCCGACCUUCACCGCCGGACGUCUGAAUACCUCAUCGACAGCUCGCUCUCCCUCCACAUCGUGGUGAAGCCGCUCUACCAAACCCUCAUCACCAUCAAGAACUGAGCCUCUUCCCGACCUCCUCUUCCUCCCUCCUCUUCCUCCCCUGUGACCUCCUGACCUCACCCCUCGGAAUCCACCGCUCAGCUGAUGUGUGUUAAAUCGCAACGUGUCUCUGUGAGGAUGAGGCCGGUGUCUUGUGGAUUCAUCCACCGCUGAAAAUAGUCCCUCACUUCACUUCUGAGUCACUUCCUCAGAAGCUGCAGCGUUCGGCGGCUUGAGGAAACGUCUGAGCUGUUUUUAGAAGAACCGUUGGUUUUGGUCUCUUCCUGUGAUGUGUUGACCUCAGCCUCGUCCUUGAUACUUGAGUUUCGGUUCCUGUCACUGGUUCUUUGCAUCUAGUUUGAUUUGUAGUUUUUUUUUACAUGUAUUGGUGCUAAAACGCCCCAUUUACAGUGAAGGGGUCCCAGUCAAAGCCAGAGCCCAGGAAACAGUGAUCCACUGGUUUCAGAGGAGUUGGUUUCAUAUAAUCUUUAUUUCAACUGCAGUUUAUCAACAUCAACUUAUUUUUGCUGCUGCAUCAAUGAAAUAUCCGUUUGAUAAAAACAUCUGAAAAUCUUUGACUUUGAACCGAACCCAUCUCAGUGGGAACCUGCAGGUUCAAACCUCCAUCUGUAGAUCACAGCAUCAUUUGUUUCUGGGCAUGUUUUUACUUUUUGUUUAAUCAUAAUUCAUUCUUAUAACCACAGUAGAUGUUAGGAGACUUUGUCAUGAGUACAUUAUUGUGUUUGAUUUUUAGAGUCACUGUU
Messenger RNA from Platichthys flesus (European flounder), 2184 nucleotides. It is a transcript of the gene btbd17a, whose product is annotated as BTB (POZ) domain containing 17a. The transcript has 3 exons. Gene Ontology annotation, molecular function: protein binding. The coding region runs from base 11 to 1441 and encodes 476 amino acids. The record is from RefSeq and is a predicted model, not a curated record. Lineage: Eukaryota; Metazoa; Chordata; Actinopteri; Pleuronectiformes; Pleuronectidae.